This is a messenger RNA of Suhomyces tanzawaensis NRRL Y-17324, 1284 nucleotides long. RefSeq lists its product as uncharacterized. Gene Ontology annotation, cellular component: nuclear periphery; nucleolus; preribosome, large subunit precursor. The record is from RefSeq and is a predicted model, not a curated record. The transcript has a single exon. Lineage: Eukaryota; Fungi; Ascomycota; Pichiomycetes; Serinales; Debaryomycetaceae. The coding region runs from base 1 to 1224 and encodes 407 amino acids. Gene Ontology annotation, biological process: rRNA processing; ribosomal large subunit biogenesis.
AUGGCUAAAGGGGGAUUAUUAAAGACACAAUUGAAAAACUUGAAGGAAAAGGAGGCUUCCGAGCUUCCCAAGCCAAAGCCUUCCAAGGAGAAGAAGGAGAAGAAGACCCAGGUGCAACAAGUGAUACCUGAAGUCAAGCAACCAGUUGUGGAGAAGAAGGCCAAAAAGGAAGACCAGUACCAAAGUGAUGCCUUAUCCAAGAAGGAACAAAGAAAAUUGAAGAAAUUACAGCGUGAGCAGGAAGAAGAAGAGAAGAACGCUAAGGCUGAAGAUGACUCUGAAGAAUCCGAUGAGGAGUUGGAUUUCGACAAAUUAGCUGCCAGCGAGAGCGAAAGUGACAUAAAUGGUGAUGACAGCGACGACAGUGACUCUGAAGACGACGAAGAAGAUGAAGAAGAUGAAGACGAAGAAGAAGAGGAUGAAGAGGCCGAAGAGGAUGAAGAAGCAGAAGACAUCCCACUUUCUGACGUCGAACUCGACUCCGAUGCUGAUGUCGUUCCUCACACCAAAUUAACUAUAAAUAACAUGGCUGCAUUGAAGGAUUCCCUCGCUCGUAUAGAAUUACCAUGGGCCAAGCAUUCAUUCAUCGAACACUACUCCGUCACCAGUGCCGAUAAGACUGAAAUUUCGAUUAAGGACAUUUACGAUGACACUGAAAGAGAAUUAGCAUUCUACAAGCAAGGUUUGGAUGCCGUCAAGCAAGCCAGAAACACCUUGUUGAAGUUGAAGGUUCCAUUUUCCAGACCUGUGGACUACUUUGCCGAAAUGGUCAAGAGUGAUGAACAUAUGGACAAGUUGAAGACUAAGUUGUUGAAGGAAGCUGCUGACAAGAAGGCCUCCCAAGACGCCAAGAAGCAGAGACAAUUAAAGAAGUUUGGUAAGCAAGUUCAACACGCCACUCUUCAAGAAAGAGCCAAGCAAAAGAAGGACACCUUGGAGAAGAUCAAGACUUUGAAGAAGAGAGGUGCUAGUGAAAUGAACGGAGAAGACGAUUUCGACAUUGCCCUUGAGGAGGCCACUCGUGACGACAGAGGAGACAACAAGAGAGGUAGACCUAACGGUAAGAGACUCGCCAAGAACUCGAAGUACGGUUUCGGUGGUAUGAAGAGAGGUAAGAGAGAGAACGAUGCCAAGUCGUCUGCUGACGUCAGUGGCUUUAACUCCAAGAAGAUGAAGGGCAAGGCUCCAAGACCUGGUAAGAACAAGCGUUCCAGAAGAAACUAAUUGUAUUUAUAGUGCAUAAGUAGAUUAUGAUAUUGGUAUCAGAAUCCUAUAGUUCAAGAG